Molecule: messenger RNA, 627 nt
Organism: Dentiscutata heterogama
Lineage: Eukaryota; Fungi; Glomeromycota; Glomeromycetes; Diversisporales; Gigasporaceae
Source: the annotation of a GenBank genome assembly
AUGGGCAAAGAAAGCAAGCCUCAUCCUAUUAUUAAUAAAUACAACGUAGAUGGAGGGAAAACCAUUUGUUCAAUUUGCAAAAAAGAAUAUGAUUCGCCUUUGAACAUUUCAACAGCGAAAAAUCAUUUUAGAAAAAACCAUCUUAAUAUCUGGAAUGAAUUAAAGUCAGAUCGUAAAGGUGGAAAAACUAAAUCUCGCCAUAAAGUUUAUGAUUAUUUUUCAGUAAUUGAUUCCGGAGAAUAUCAGUGUAAUUUAUGUCCUCAAAAGUAUAAUGAGCCUCACUGUAACGAGUUAAAGUAUCAUUUUUCUCGUUAUCAUAAGGAAAUUUGGAAUUUUAUUAAAGGAAAAAAGAAAGAACGUGGUGAUAGAAUCAUUCAAGAAAAUUAUAAUGAAGGCAUAGCUGAAAGCUCUCAAACUGACUUUAUGAAAAACGAUGAAAUUCCGGAUCAUGAUACUAUUAACAUUUCUAAUUCUAGUAACAAUGAUGAUAACGAUGUAGAAAUGGCAGAGAACAUGAAAAAAGUUAGUCUCAUAGAAUCUAUUGACAUGGAAAAUGAAAAUACGGAAGUUAAGAUUAAAAGAGAUGAAAUUAAUAUUAAAGGAAAAGCAAAGGUUAAUUUUAAGUGA